CUUGUUUGCACCAAAAUCAAACAUAGUGUUUUAAAUUAUUACAUACCAUAACGUUGUUCGUUAAAAUAAUGUAUCGAAAGUAGCGGGAAACUCCUCAUUUCAACUUCCAGAAACCAGCCCACACCCACGUUCCUUACUUUUCUGUGUGAUUUUCAAUUUUCAAAGGUUUGGAUUUGCAGACGUUGUUGCUGUUUGUUCAAAACUGAAAGAGUGAUGAUGGGUAUGGAUUUUCACGGCAUGAAAAGGAAGAGGCUGCAGGCUUUGUGCAAGAAACAUGACAUCCCUGCAAAUUUGAAGAACAAGGAAAUGGCAGACAGACUCUCCCUCAUUUUUAAGGGAAAGGAAAUAGAAGAUCCUGUAGGUUCUGGUAAUGUUGGAACAAUGAAAGACACCCCCCGUUGUGUUAGUGGCAAAGACAUAAAUGUGGAAAUGAUUGAUUUGGUGACUCCUGGCCCGGGUUUAGAGGAAAGGAGUGUUGUUUCUGUCAAGAAUUUGAAAAGUUCAGAGAUUGAAAGGUUGGAGUUUGAAACGAAUUCUUCCCGGGAAAUAACAAGGGGAGAUUUUGGAAUUUGUGGAGUUGAGGAAGACAUGAAAAGUGGACUCAAUGAGGAACAAGUUGUUAACAGUCAGGGAGGUUUGCAUUCAGCACCAGUUAUAGUUGCAGUAGAGGAAUUUAACAAACCUUUGGUGGAGGGAGAAGGCGAGCAUUUGGGUGGUGAAAAUAAUCUUCUUGAAGAUCUUUGUGAAAAUGGAAAGGAAAGAGAUGAAGCUGUAGAACAAAGCAACCACAAUAGCCCUCAAGGGUCAAACAUGAAAGAUGUGAAUGUUUUACAUGUUUCUCAAGAGGAAUCUGGUUACCCUAUGGUGGAAGAAGAUGAAGCUGCAGAACAAGGCCACCACAAUAACCCUCAAGCAAACAUUAAAGAUGUGAAUGUUUUACAUGUUUCUCACGAGGAAUCUGGUUACCCUAUGGUGGAAGAAGAUGAAGCUGCAGAACAAGGCCACCACAAUAACCCUCAAGCAUCAAACAUUAAAGAUGUGAAUGUUUUACAUGUUUCUCACGAGGAAUCUGGUUACCCUAUGGUGGAUAAAGAAGAAGCUGUAGAACAAGGUGACAACAGUAGCCCUCAAGGAUCAUCAAGCAUGAAAGAUGUGAAUGUUUUACAUGUUUCUCAAGAGGAGUCUGGUUAUCCUAUGGUGGAAGAAGUUCAGAAAUCUGAUGACAAUAUUUAUAAUGGUAGUGUCUACAAUCUCAUAAACAAAGGAUUUGAAGUUGAUGCCAAGGAUACUGAUGGAAAGACUAAUUUUACUGCUGAAUAUUGUGCACAUGAUGUUUCUUUUAGUUUAAAUAUACCAGGUGGGACACUAGAUCAAUUUCAGGGAACUUAUCCAGAAAAUGAAUCCAAUUCUAGUUGUCUUAAUAUUCAUCAAGAUACUUGUGAAGAGGAGUUGGAAACACCACAGAAGACAGGUCCCAUUGAAGAUCCAGGGGAAUGCAUUGGAUUUUCUCCCAAUAACCUUGAAAUUUCAGCGGUUAAAGGCUUUCUGGCUGAAACAUAUUUUGAUCCGAGUACACUUGGAGAUGUUGAGGGAACUUGUAACAUGAAAGAAAGAACACAAAGUGUCAAGAUGGAGGAAGUUGAACAUUUUAUAGAUGAGUUUCACUCAUCUACAUUUAAAGAUUCAUAUGGGACACCUGUUCAGUUUCUGACAAAUGAUGCAUUAAAUGAAGUGAAGUCUGAUCUUAAUAUUCAUGAAAUGAUUGCUUCAGAUAUAUCUGAUGCUAAGUUUGUAUCUUCUAGAAAAAGAAGUUUACGCCCAACUUCAGAGACAAUGAUUGGUUUUUCUCCGAAGCAGCUAAAUAAUUCAGAGAUUAAAGUGUUUCAGUCUGAAAUAAUUUCUUUCCCAGAACCACCAGCAGUUGACAUUGGAAUUUGUGAUGUAGAGGAGAACAUGCAUAUUGAUGUCAAUAAGGAGCAAGUUGAUGACAAUCAGCAAGUUAUAUAUGUAGCAUCUAGUGUGAUGGACUUGAACAAAGAGGAUCUUGUACAGGUUGCUUCAGUGGAAGUUGGAGACCAUUCGUUGGAGGGAGAAGUUGAGAAGUCAGGUCUGAUUGCUGAUUCGGAGGAAAUUGAUAUUGGAUUUUGUGAUGUGGAGGACAACUUGCAGAAUGAUGUCAUUGAGGAACAAGCUGAUAAUGAAAUUUGUAAUGUGGAAGAGAACAUGCAGAAUGAUGUCAAUGAGGAGCAAGUUGAUAGUGGAAUUUGUGAUGCGGAGGAGAACUUGCAGAAUGAUGUCAAUGAGGAGCAAGUUGAUGCCAGUCAGCAAGUUAUGCAUGCUGCAUCUAGUGUAAUGGUGUUGAAAACUGAGGAUCAUGUACAGGUUGCUUCAGGGGAAGUUAGAGACCAUUUGUUGGAGGUUGAAAAGGCAGGUCUGAUUGCUGAUUCAAAGGAAGUUGAUAUUGGAAUUUGUGAUGGGGAGGAGAACAUACAGAUUGAUGUCAAUAAGGAGCAAGUUAUACAUGCAGCUAGUGUAAUGGUAUUGAACAAUGAGGAUCUUUUACAGGUUGCUUCAGUGGAAGUUAGAAAUCAUUUGCUGGAGGGAGAAGUUGAGAAGUCAGGUCUGAUUAAUGAUUCAGAGGAAAUUGAUAUUGGAAUUUGUGAUUUGGAGGAGAACAUGCAGAUUAAUGUCAAUAAGGAGCAAGUUAUGCAUGCAGCAUCUAGUGUAAUGGACUUGAACAAUGAGGAUCUUGUACAGGUUGCUUCAGUGGAAGUUGGAGAUAAUUUGUUGAAGGAAGAAGUUGAGAAGUCAGGUCUGCUUGCUGAUUCAGAGGAAUGCAUUGGAUAUAUGCCCAAUAACCUCGAGCCUUCAGCAACUAAAGGCUUUCAGGCUGCAACAUAUUUUGAUUCAAGUACACUUGGAGAUGUUGUGGGAACCUGCAACAUAGAAGAAAGCAUAGAGAGUGAUCAGAUGGAAAAAGAAUACAGUCAGGAAGUUUUGAAUAUGGCAAAUGAAUUGCAGAGAUCUAUGGAGGAGAGUGAUCCAAUGGAACGAGAAGUUACAAGGUUGUUUGACAACUCUGAUGACCAUGAUGAUGCAGAUGGAACUGAAGCAGAAGACAAAAGUCAUCAACACUAUAUAAAGAGCGACAUGGAUAGCAUUGAGAAAUAUUUGCUGAAUGAUUUCCAGUCUAUUGAUGAUACUGAUGGACAAAAUUCAGAUGAGUAUGCUCCAACUGUGCCCCAUUCUGUUGAAAUGAAGUCAUGCACUUUUAACCUUCAACAAAUUUCUGCAUCAGACACUGUUUCUGGAGAUGAAGGUACUUUUCAAGAGAAAUUGGAAACACCAACAAAGUGUACACCAAUUCCAAGUUCAGAGGACAGUGUCGUUUUUUAUACUAAUCUUGAAUCAUCAAUGAAGAAAGAGUUGAUUGUAAAGAGUCUGCCCAUGAAACGUGCAAGGGAUGUACUUGGGGCUAGUGACAUGAAAGAAAACAUUAAAAUUGCAAAGAAGGAACAAGGUGGCAGGAUCAUAUCAAGGAGUGCAUUUCCUAAGAGGAAACCUCUACAAGAUCUUCAACAGAACUGAACUCCACAGCCUGUGAAGUUUUGAUUUCUGUCUGCAGUUUUAGUGAAUGAUACUGUUUCAGUUUGAUGGUUACAUAUUUAACUCGAUGACCAAAAUGCUUUACGGUAUCUAGUAUGAGAGAAGACAAUGCUAGUUUAUGAUAACUGUUGUGUCAAGUGUAUUCUUUUAUGCUUGAAUAACUUUUCUCUGCAUAAACAUUGUGUUUCCUGUAGCCUUUAUCAUACAUCGGAUUGAAAUUGUUACAUGGCACAAAUUGAAACGUGUCAUAUUGAAAUAUACAUGACUAUUUGGCAUGUAACGCAGAUUAGGAAUGACAUGAUCUUUCUUUUAUAAAAAAAUUCUCACAUUUUGUUUCUA
Molecule: messenger RNA, 3945 nt
Organism: Glycine soja
Lineage: Eukaryota; Viridiplantae; Streptophyta; Magnoliopsida; Fabales; Fabaceae
Exons: 5
Coding region: 214-3588 (1124 amino acids)
Source: RefSeq, a predicted model, not a curated record